This is a messenger RNA of Aspergillus sclerotioniger CBS 115572, 3445 nucleotides long. Its product is annotated as beta-glucosidase. NCBI's taxonomy places the organism in Eukaryota, Fungi, Ascomycota, Eurotiomycetes, Eurotiales, Aspergillaceae. The record is from RefSeq and is a predicted model, not a curated record. The coding region runs from base 242 to 3373 and encodes 1043 amino acids. The transcript has 3 exons. Gene Ontology annotation, biological process: glucan catabolic process. Gene Ontology annotation, molecular function: beta-glucosidase activity.
GCCAGACGGGCCAGAUCGCCAUCGACCGCCGUCGUCAGCCGGGUGAUGUAAGGCCCGUGAUUGGCGGGCGGCAGGUCGGGAAGCUUGAAUGGCCUCGCAUCCUUACUCUUUUCAUGCCCGCUUCUCCACGCUCUUCCCCUUUCUGCCUUCUGCCUGGGCGUACUCCGUCCAUACCUCCAUCCGCAUUCCUCCUUCGCUUGCUUCCUCCUCUAUCUCGAUGCACUCCUUUUCAUAAGGCACCAUGCCGCUCCCCUUUCGGGAUCAGUUCAAGCACGACAAAUCUUCCUCUGGCAGGAAGUCUUCUCAGCAGCAGCGCUACACCCCUUUGCACGAGACCAUCCCCGAGGAGGUCCAUGACGACCGUCGCUACUCCGAAACCUUCUCCCUCUCUGACCUCUCCGAUCCCGAUGACGACACUCACAAGCUGCGCCGUGUCAACAACACCAAGUCCAGCCAUGUCGACGCCUACAACCGCCGAUCCACCGACGUCGAAGCUUAUCUAGACAGUAUUACCGAGGCGGAACAGGAGCUGCUGGCCGCAGCGAGGCAGUACGAACUCACCGACGAUAGUGACGACCAGGACUACGUCGUCAAGAAAAAAGGGCAUCGACGACGACCGUCCUUCAAGAGACAUACCCCCCGCACCGGAUGGCGGGCGUACUACUAUUCCCGGUGGUUCUGGCGGACGCUGGUCGUCAUCUUCGUCGCCCUGGGCAUGAUGGUGUGGGCAUUUUUGAACGUGGCCUGGUCAGGGGAUGACACUGAACGAGACUUGACUCCGGCAGAGUCUUGGUUUCCGACUCCCAAGGGAGGAGCCCUCGAGGAAUGGGCGGAAGAUUACCGAAAGGCAGAGGCGCUGGUCCGAGAGAUGACCCUCAUGGAAAAGAUCAACAUUACAACGGGCAUUGGCUGGCAGAUGGGGCUUUGUGUCGGGAAUACAGGCUCCGCGGAACUGGUCAAGUUCCCCUCGUUAUGUCUCCAGGACGGCCCUCUCGGAAUACGCUAUGCGGACCUCAUCUCGGCCUUUCCCGCCGGGAUUACGACCGGAGCGACCUGGAAUCGAGACCUGAUACGGGAUCGUGGUGUGGCUUUGGGACAGGAGGCUCGGAUAAAGGGUGUCAACGUUCUGCUGGGUCCUUCCAUGGGCUCCCUCGGUAUGAUGCCGGCAGGCGGCCGCAACUGGGAGUCGUUCGGUUCUGAUCCUGUGCUGCAAGGUGUGGCUGCUGCGGAGACCAUCCGUGGCAUCCAGAGCAGCGGGGUCAUGGCCACAGCCAAGCAUUACAUUCUGAACGAGCAGGAACACUUUCGACAGCCAUUCGAGUGGGGCAUCUCCACCGCCAUGUCUUCGAAUAUCGGCGAUCGCGCUCUGCACGAGGUAUUUGUGUGGCCGUUUGCCGAAAGUAUCCGGGCCGAUGUCGCCAGCGUUAUGUGUGCGUACCAAAUGGUGAACAACAGCCACGCGUGUGAGAAUAGCAAGUUGCUGAACGGCAUUCUCAAGGACGAGCUGGGCUUCCAAGGAUUCGUCCAGUCGGACUGGCUGGCGCAGCGGUCGGGCAUUAAUAGCGCCGUGGGUGGUCUGGACAUGAGCAUGCCAGGCGACGGUCUUCACUGGGCGGACGGCAAAUCUUUAUGGGGCCCCGAGUUGACACGGGCAGUGAUGAACACGUCCGUCCCCAUGGACCGAUUGAACGACAUGGUGACGCGUAUUGUAGCGGCCUGGUACCAUCUCGGCCAGGAUCUGUGGGCACGUCCUCCUCCCGAGGGCGACGGUGGCCCCAAUUUCUCGUCGUGGACCAACGACGAGGUUGGAUGGUUCCACCAAGGGUCUCCCGACGAUGAAGCCUUUGGUGUUGUGAACCGGUUUAUUGAUGCCCAGGGGCAAGGCGAGAGCGCGCACGCGAUCAUUGCCCGCAAGGUGGCAGCGGAGGGUAUCGUAUUGGUGAAGAACGACAAGAACAUCCUCCCGUUGUCGCGCCGGCCUGCGAGCCCGUCCGGCGGUGCCUAUCGGAUAGGCGUGUAUGGCGACGACGCUGGUCCGGCCGCCGGACCCAACGCCUGCCCCGACCGGGGAUGCAACCAGGGAACCUUGGCCAUGGGCUGGGGAAGCGGGACGGCGGAGUUUCCGUAUCUGGUCAGUCCGCUGGCAGCGUUGGAGACUGCCUGGGAAACCGAGGUUGACAUGCAGGCAUACCUGCGGAAUGCUGUGAUGCCCGCGGAUGCAGCGGACAAGGAUUUGUGUCUGGUUUUCGCGAAUGCCGACUCUGGCGAGGGAUACAUCGCCGCGGGCGGCAUCAACGGCGACCGCACCAACCUGUUCUUGCAGAAGGGCGGCGAUUCGUUGAUCAAGACUGUCGCCAGCAGCUGUGGCGGGCCGACCGUGGUGGUGGUGCACGCGGUUGGGCCGGUGGUUGUCGAGUCCUGGAUUGAUCUUCCAGGAGUCGAAGCCGUCCUGUUCGCCCAUAUUCCCGGGCAAGAGAGUGGCAACGCGCUGGUGGACGUGAUGUUCGGGGACGUCGAUGCCAGCGGCCGGUUGCCCUACACGGUAGGAAAGAGCCUCGCCGACUAUGGACCGGGCGCGCAGGUCCUGUACGAGCCCAAUGCCCCGGUGCCCCAGGUGGACUUUAGCGAUGGCCUGUACAUCGAUCACCGGUACUUCGACCGCCACAACAUCACGCCCCGGUUUGAAUUCGGCUUUGGACUAUCGUACGCGACGUUCGAGCUGGGCGAGCUGCAGGUGAGCGCCCUACAGUCGAAAUCGCGACUGCCGGCGUCGCGACCUCCUGCGACAGUCUCGCCGCCGGUGUACGAUCCGGAACCGCCGCGGAACGAAUCCAUCUUUUUCCCACCUGGCUUCCAUGCGGUGUCCAAAUACAUUUACCCGUAUCUGCCAUCGUUGCAGGGGACCACCCCUGUGAAUUACACGCAUUACCCGACGGGCUAUGACAAGCCGCGACCGCUGUCGGAGGCCGGAGGUGGCAUGGGCGGCAACCCAUCGCUGUACGAGGAGAUGGCGAAGGUGGAAGUGCAGGUGCGCAACACGGGGCCGCGGGAAGGCCAGACGGUGGUGCAGGUGUAUGUGUCGUUUCCGGACGAGGUGACCGAAGAGGGCGACUGGGUGGAGGUGCACGACCAGAGUUCCAAGGUGAAGCUCGAGCGGCGGCCAGAGAGGAUCGACUUUCCGGUGCGGGCGCUGCGCAACUUCACCAAGGUGGCCCUGGAGCCGGGGGAGGCACAGACGGUGGGGAUGAGUCUGAGCAGGAAGGAUCUGAGCUAUUGGAGUGUGCGGCAGCAGAAUUGGGUGAUGCCAGAGGGAGAUUUCGAAAUCUGGGUGGGACAAAGUUCGCGGGAUUUACCUUUGCGGGGGUACUACUAGCUCAUCUUUCUUGUAUAUAUUGUGGUAUUGAUGAAUUGCUGUGACUGAUAAAGUACAUGUAGCUGAACUCCC